Molecule: messenger RNA, 2254 nt
Organism: Lycium ferocissimum
Lineage: Eukaryota; Viridiplantae; Streptophyta; Magnoliopsida; Solanales; Solanaceae
Exons: 6
Coding region: 1-2073 (690 amino acids)
Molecular function (GO): protein binding
Source: RefSeq, a predicted model, not a curated record
AUGGAGAAGAAGAGGCCUUCCCGAUCUCUCUCAACUUCAGAAACAUUUGAUCACAAUUCUGUGCAUCGCGGAGAAAAUGAACAAGCUGAAGGGUCUCGAUAUGGAUCAAGGGACAUCGAAAAUCAACCUCCUAAUUCUAGUGAGUUACAGCACUUUUCAGAUGGCUGGAAAUUGGAUCUUAGUGUAUAUCAAAUUCUUUAUCAAGCUGCUCUGAAAGAUAAUUGGAGAAUUGCUGAACCAAUUUUAAAGAAGGAUCCAAGUUUUGCUACUCGUCGAAUGUCGGAGCGGGGUGAAACAGUUCUUCACAUUGCAGCAGCAGCGGGAAGCACCAAAUUUUUGGGAGAGCUAAUGAAACUGAUGGAACCAGGUGACUUGGAACUGCGAAAUAUUGAUGGAAGUACGGCAUUCUGUUUUGCAGCUGCAUCGAAUAUUGUUGAAAUCGCUAAAGCAAUGAUAGAAAGGAAUCCGAAUCUGCCUAACAUCCGUGGUGAGGACGAUGCAUUGCCAAUCACUGUGGCUGCUUCGGUUGGGAACAAAGAUAUGGUUUCGUGCCUUUUUGAGUUCACUAGCCUUGAUGAGCUAGAACAACUUAAACUUCUUGAAACCACUAUCCAGAACGAGAUGUAUGAUGUGGCAUCGAAUAUAUUCGAGAAAGACCGGGAAUUAGUGAGUAAAGUGUUAGAAGGACAUAAGUCUGUCUUAGUUUCGUUAGCUAAAAAGUCUUUAGUGAUCAGUAACCAAAGUCAAGGAGGAAACUGGGAGAGGUAUCUAAUUGUACGAGCUUGUUCGCCGGUGUGGAGAAUGUUUAAGAGUGCAAUUUCCAUGACCCGGAGGCAAUUCAUUCCAUGGUUCAAAGUUCAGGCACUUCAGGAAUUUUCAAUGAAGAAGCAAGCUGGUAUCCUACUUGAGGAGCUUUGGGCAGAGUGUCAGAGAAGUGCAGAAGAUCAGCUAUUGAAGCUAGUCGAAAAGGAAACAUUGCUCCAUACGGCUGCAAAAGCAGGAAAUGUAGAGUUUUUAGUUGUGGCUAUUCGCAAUAAUCCUGAUCUCAUAUGGAAAGUCGACAAACAUAACAGGACCAUUUUUCAAGUUGCUGUUUUACAUCGAGAGGAAAAUGUCUUCAGUCUUAUACACCAAAUUGGAGGAACUAAAGACUUAAUUAUUCGAAAGGUAGAUGAUAAUCAAAAUAACAUUCUACAUUUGGCUGGAAAGUUAGGGCACCCAGUCUAUAAACAGAAAACUGGACAGAUACGAGUUCCGAGAACCAAACCCCUGCAGGAAGCAACUCCUGGAGUCACAGAAUCACCACAGCAGUCAGCGUCUUCAUAUCCUGAUAGAGUUGUAGAAUCACUUGACCAGCUGUUGCAAAUUCUUAUGGGGGAAGAGAAGAUAAUGCCGCCAUCAUUUCUCAAGGUGUCUGGAGCAGCUCUUCAAAUGCAAAAAGAGAUGUUGUGGUUUAAGGAAGUGGAGAAGAUCGUACCACCUUCACUACUCAGGAAGAAAAACAAAGAAGGGAAAACCCCAAGGCAAUUAUUCACAGAGGAGCACAAGCAAUUACUAAAAGAAGGGGAAAGGUGGAUGAAAGACACUGCGAAUUCUUGUAUGAUUGUUGCAGCUUUGAUUGCCACAAUAGUGUUUGCUGCUGCUUUCACUAUUCCAGGCGGUAAUAACAGUGAUAUAGGUACUCCAAUAUUGCUAAAAUUGAAUGCCUUUGCGGCUUUUGUCACAUCGGAUGCAUUGGCACUCUUCAGUUCAAUUGUUUCCAUCAUUAUGUUCUUGUCCAUUCUCACGUCGCGCUAUGCUGAAGACGAUUUUCUUGUGUCAUUGCCUGCCAAGUUACUGUUUGGACUCACGGCGUUGUUUGUCUCGAUAGUCAGCAUGCUCGUGGCUUUUGUAGCAACCUUCUUCUUGGUCUAUAAUAAUCAUGUGGCUUGGGAGCCAAAGCUCAUUACUGCUUUUGCUGGUGUUCCUGUAGCUUUAUUUGGGUGUUUACAGUAUAAACUAUGGUUUGAUGUGGCAAAAUCGACAUAUUGGUCCAAAUAUCUUUUUAGACAGGGAAAGCACAGCCUCUAUUAACAAGGGGGCCUUCACGGCAGAUAAGCGGGCUAUUGGAAUAUCCUUUUUGUAAUAAGAACCACGAUGCUUGUUUUAGAAGGAUUGUAAUAUUUUAUUCUAAUUCGGCAGCUUUUUGUCUUAUUAGUAUAGAUUAUUGUAAUAUUUGGGUAUGAAACUUGAGAAAAUUUCUGCAUCAGUGCUA